Coregonus clupeaformis (lake whitefish) is the source of this 1090-nucleotide messenger RNA. Its product is annotated as troponin C, skeletal muscle. The coding region runs from base 111 to 593 and encodes 160 amino acids. The transcript is spliced from 6 exons. NCBI's taxonomy places the organism in Eukaryota, Metazoa, Chordata, Actinopteri, Salmoniformes, Salmonidae. The record is from RefSeq and is a predicted model, not a curated record. Gene Ontology annotation, cellular component: myosin II complex. Gene Ontology annotation, molecular function: calcium ion binding.
CGUGUCUGAACUCUUACUUAACGUCUAGUCUUUCUGUUGAGGUGCACGCGGAUUGACCACUCCUUGGGCUUUAUUUCCGUGGAUAUUUUGGGGAAAGCUAAUUCGCAACCAUGACUGAUGCGCAACAGGAGGCUCGCUCAUUCUUGAGCGAGGAGAUGCUUAACGAGUUCAAGGCUGCCUUCGACAUGUUCGACACCGACGGUGGCGGUGAUAUCAGCACCAAGGAAUUGGGUCAGGUCAUGAGGAUGUUGGGCCAGAAUCCGACAAGAGAGGAGUUGGAUGAAAUCAUUGAGGAGGUCGAUGAGGAUGGUAGCGGCACAAUCGACUUCGAGGAGUUCUUGGUCAUGAUGGUGAGGCUCCUAAAGGAGGACCAGGCCGGCAAGUCCGAGGAAGAGUUAGCGGAAUGUUUCCGUGUGUUCGACAAGAAUGCCGACGGCUACAUAGACAGAGAAGAGUUCGCCAUCAUCAUCCGCAGCUCUGGCGAGCAAAUCUCAGAGGAGGAGAUCGAUGAGCUGCUGAAGGAUGGAGACAAGAACGCUGAUGGCAUGCUGGACUUUGACGAAUUCCUCAAGAUGAUGGAAAAUGUGCAGUAAAACAGAGACUCAUGGACAUUCCUCCUUCCUUUGACCCCCUGCUGACCUAUUCUGAUCCUCUAUUGACCCACUCCAACCUGCCCUUCCCCUCUUAUCUGGUCCAUUGCCUCUGUUCCUCCACCUCGAUUCAACAGACAGGCACCUGGUGGGGGUUACCAGGGCUUUUGAGCCCUUCUUGCUUGUGAUUAUGACGCCAAGCUGCUGCUGUUCUCCAAAUCAGGUGGGCAAGGCCAGGAUGUGAAAUUCACUGCAACUCCACAGUAUGGCUCAGUGCAUCAUGGGCACCUACCACCUCAACAGCCUGAAGCUGGGAGCUUAGUCGGGAUGUAGUCUGACGGGUAGCUUGUGAUCGCUGCUUAGACCAAUGCCAACGGUAACCACAUCACUGUAAUAACAAAUUAUUGCUUGAAAGGAGAUAAAUUAAUAAACACAUGCUCACUGGAAGUUGGUCUGUACGCUAUUAUUGAGGAAUAUCAAUAAAAUGUUUUUAUGUUUUA